This is a messenger RNA of Trichogramma pretiosum, 1587 nucleotides long. Its product is annotated as monocarboxylate transporter 3-like. Gene Ontology annotation, biological process: monocarboxylic acid transport. NCBI's taxonomy places the organism in Eukaryota, Metazoa, Arthropoda, Insecta, Hymenoptera, Trichogrammatidae. The record is from RefSeq and is a predicted model, not a curated record. The coding region runs from base 1 to 1587 and encodes 528 amino acids. Gene Ontology annotation, molecular function: monocarboxylic acid transmembrane transporter activity. The transcript is spliced from 3 exons.
AUGGAAUUUAUACCGGACGGAAGGCAGAAUACAUCGACGACGCUACACAAGAUCCGAGGAUGGGUCUUCUUACUCGUUUGCUUCGUGCUUCAAUUGUUGAUCGAAGGAGUGCUAAACUCGUACGGCCUCUUUCAAAACGAAUGGAUCAAGGAAUUUCCCGACGACAUGGCAACGUCGUUGCCAGGCCACGAGCAGCGGGUGGCCUCGGUCAUGUACGCGGCGCUCUUGGCCAGCGGCUGCAUCGCCUACCCGUUCUCGUGCUUGCUCGUCAAGGGACUCGGCUGUCGGCAGGUGGUCGUGUCGGGGCUGGGCGCCAUGCUCGCCUCGGGCAGCCUCCUCUGCGCCACCCGGGCCACGAGUCUCCAGUGGGUCUGUCAGACGGCGGGCGGGGCCACCGGCCUCGGGCUGGGCCUCGUCUAUCACUCGGUGCAGGUCUCGCUGUACCAGCUGAUCAGCCGGGAGAGCUACCUGCGGCCCCGAGUCGUGCUGGCGAUGGGCCUGUGCGCCAAGGGCUUGGGCACGGCUAUGGUAGCCCCGCUGCUCGACCAACUGCUUCGGGGCUACGGCGAUUAUCGCCCAGUCAUGAUCUGCCUGGCGUGCUUGCUAAUGUGCUGCACCUCCGCCUACGGGUGUAUCUAUUUCAAGCCCCAGGGCGGCCGGCAACCAGGAACCUACGAGCCCAAGUUGUUCCACCGCGACAGUAUCGUGCAGUUGCUGCACGAGGAUCAGGACAACGUGGACGCGAACAACAACAACGGCCCACCCCCGUCUCCCGAGUACAGCGUAAAGAACAUCGCCAUCACGUGGAUCUUCUCUUGUUCGAGGUUCCUCGCCAUCAGCGGCUAUCUCGUGCCCUUCCUCUUCAUCGAGAGGCUGGCAGCGGAUCGAGGCAUGCCGGGCCAAGGUUACGUCUUCCUCAUGGUCAUCGGUAUAGCCGAUUGCUUCGGUCGCCUGCUGGCCAGCUGCUACCUGCCUAGGCGCCCGAGGAACAACCCCUACUGCACCCUCCUCGUCUACAGCGGCUUCUUGAUCGUCUGCGGUAUCGCAUUAUUUACAGUCACAUCAGUCAGCCAUACCUACGUAGCCGGAAACUUCCUCGUGAUGGCGGCUUACGCGGCCGCCUUCGGCUUCACCGGCGGCUGCUUCCUCGUCCUGAGCCACUUCUGUCUGGCGGAUCAUCUCCAGGGAGGUUAUUCGACUCGAUCCCGCGACCAGACCCUCAUGUGUCUGCCGUGGGUGAUGCAGACGGCUGCUUCGCUGUUCGGCCCGCUCAACGCCGGUUACCUCGUCGACGAGUUCUGCGCGGACAUGGCCUUCCGCGCGGCCGGUGCGAUGCUCCUCUUGGCCGGCUCGAUGCUGCCCCCGAUGUCGCUGCUCGCACGGAGAUGGAGCUGCGCGAAGGCGACUGAUACGAAGCGCGAUGUCGACGUUCUUGUCUUGGGAUCGUCGAGGAUCGUGAUCGAUUAUACUCAUUGUAGACAGCUGCGAACUGUGCACCCAUCGAUUCAGGGAACACCUUGUACUACGUGUAAUAAAUCUUGUCCGUCGUGUAAUAAAGCAGAGAAUUCUGAAUAUGCUCGCCUGUAA